AUGCAGCUGUCUCAGCAUGCCGUAGGUACCGAGGAUUCCCGUCCUCUCCAGUACAUUCGUGUCCGGGAUCCGCUCCUGUCAACUCGGCUUCGAUAUCCGCUGAACACAUCUGAAGUGAAGGUGACUUAGUCCCCGCGCCUGCUUCUUGUUCAUCGUCCAGGUUUCCGCUCCAUACAACAUCGUCGGCAGGAUGACCGCUUCGUAAAUCUCCAGUUUGGUGUUAGGGCGGAGACAGCGGCGAUUCCAGACUGUGCUUUACGGACGACCGAAGGCUUGGCUGACUUUGGAAAUCCGGCUGGCCACUUCGUCGUCGAUCUUGAUGGCGCGGGGGAGAUUGCUGCCCAAGUAGGUGAAACUGCUCACGACUUGCAGCUGGGCGCCUUUCACGGUGAUCUGCGGUGCGACGUAUGCAGCGUCGGACAGCGGUUGAUGCAUAACCACCGUUUUUUCCGUGUUUCUGACAAGGCCGAAAUUGUCGCAGGCGGCGUCGAAGAGAGGUUAAUGGACGGUCGUAGUGGAUACACGCGAUUUGACGUGCAUCCGUCGACGAUUGCGGAGGUUGCCGUCCGUCCCGUCACCCAUGCGGAUUCCAAGGUGUUUGUCAUGGUAGACGUCAAUCAGCAUGACAGAAAACAUGAAACUGAAGAGGGUGGGAGCGAGGACGCAGCCGUGCUUCACUCCGUUGGUCACUGCGAAUGCCUCAAAGACUACUCCAUUGUCCGUGACUCGCACUAUCAUGCCAUCAUGGAUCUGACGCACUAUCUGGGUGAAUCGCUCGAGGCAGCCGAACUUCUAAAUAAAUAG
Messenger RNA from Spirometra erinaceieuropaei, 804 nucleotides. The record is from the annotation of a GenBank genome assembly. Lineage: Eukaryota; Metazoa; Platyhelminthes; Cestoda; Diphyllobothriidea; Diphyllobothriidae.